AUUCGAUCAGUAAUCUAUUUUCCAAUGAAUGUACAGAAAUCGAGUAAGACAGGUUCAAGUCCCUACAGUGAUGCUCCUGACGCUCAACAUUCCUUGAAGACGUCAAUGUGCCCCAUUCACUCAACAACCGGUCUGCCGACAUGCGCAGUGGUGGAUUGUAGCGGAGCAUGCGCAGUGUCAUUUUGUUCCAGGCUCUGGAAGGCUCGCGACCAUUUUCUUCAACGGCUGCGGCCGGCCGAGGGAAAGGGGAGGCGUGGAGCGAAUUCGUAAAGACCUCCAUUCGCAAACCCUAAUUGAGACCAACCGAGCCCCGUGUUAGGAGAUCUGUGUCUUUAUCCCGGGAAGAGGCCCAGGUUGACGGCCGCCACCUUGGAGAGUUUUUAGAAGCUGAGAUGGGACGGAGUCGGGUGAUGGAACCGAGGGUUUGCGAAGAGAAUGAUUUGAAGUCAGGAACCUGAAACUAAACAUCAUGUUAUGUCCUAAUGGAGUCACCCAGUUUAUCACAACCGGAAUAUCAACAGAUUUUAAAUAUGGAAGGGCAAAACACUGUUCACAUUGGGAAGAACAAAUACUUGUGUUCUGUGUGCAAAAAAGGCUUUAGCCAAUCAACUGGCCUUGAGAACCACAAAUGCAUUCACACUGGGGAGAAACCAUGGAAAUGCAAGGACUGUGAGAAAGGAUUCAGUCACCGCUCUGCACUGAAGAUUCACCAACGUAUUCACACUGGGGAGAGGCCAUUCAUCUGCUUCAAGUGUGGAAAGGGAUUCACUCAGCUUUCCACUCUGCUGACACACCAGCGAGUUCACACUGAGGAAAGACCUUUUAAAUGUCCAGACUGUGGGAAGUGCUUUAAAAGUUCCAGUGAGCUAAUGUCUCAUCGGCGUGUUCACACUGAGGACAGACGGUUCAGGUGCUCUGAUUGUGGGACUGGCUUUAAGUGGUCAUCUCAACUCACUGUCCACCAGCGCAUUCACACUGGGGAGAGGCCAUUCAUCUGCUCUGAAUGUGGAAGUGGAUUCACUCAGUCAUAUCACCUCAAGGCACACCAGCAGGUUCACAGUGAGGAGAGACCUUUUAAAUGUCCAAACUGCAAGAAGUGCUUUAAAAGUUCUAGCUACCUGCAAUCCCAUCAACGCGUUCACACUGAGGAGAGACCUUUUAAAUGUUCCGAGUGCGAGAAGUGCUUUAAAGGUUCCAGGGAGCUGAUUGUCCAUCAACGAGUUCACACUGAUGAGAGACCGUUCAGGUGCCGUCAUUGUGGGAAUGGGUUCAAACGAUCAUCCCAACUCACGAUACACCAGCGACUUCACACUGGGGAGAGAUCAUUCAUCUGCUCAGAAUGUGGACAGGUAUUCAUUCGGUUUUCCACCCUGUUGACACACCAGCGAGUUCAUUCUGGGGAGAGGCCAUUCACCUGUACUGAGUGUGGGAAAGGAUUUCGUGAGUCUUCCCACCUCAAGGCACACCAGCGAAUUCACACUGAGGAGAGACCCUUCAAAUGUCCUGACUGUGUGAAGUGUUAUAAAAGCUCUGGAGAACUGAAGUUACACCAACGUGUUCACACAGGCAAUAGACCGUUCAAGUGCUCUCACUGUGGGAUUGGGUUCAAGUGGUCAUCUCGUCUCACUGCACACCAACGCACUCACACUGGAGAGAGACCAUUCAGCUGCUCCGAGUGCGGGAAGGGGUUUACUCAGAAAAUCCAUCUCAUAACACACCAGCGAGUUCACACUGGGGAGAGACCUUUUAAAUGUACAGACUGUGGGAAGUGUUAUGUAAGAUCCUGGGAUCUGAUACGCCAUCAACGCAUUCACUCUGAUGAGAGGCCUUUUAAAUGCCCAGACUGUGGGAAGUGCUUUAAAAGUUCUGGGGAACAGAUGCUACAUCAACAGUGUUCACACCAAUGAGAGACUGCUCAACUUCCCACUCUCUGCAGGAUGAUCAUCUGAACCAGUACAGCAGCAAGUUCACACUGGAGAGAGACCAUUCAUCUGCACUGAAUGUGGGAAAGGAUUCAUUCAGAAAUCCCAUCUCAUUACGUAGGUGCUGAGCCAACAGCAAGUUCAUCGGUGAUUUCAGGAGUUGUAAUUUGCUGUUAAUCACAUCACAGUCACAAACCUGUUAAAACAUCCAGCCCAGCUUAAGGUACUAAUGCAACAUGUAAAGAUAAUUUUUUGGACUUGGCAUUAAAAUCAAAGUUUGCUGAA
This is a messenger RNA of Chiloscyllium plagiosum (whitespotted bambooshark), 2207 nucleotides long. RefSeq lists its product as uncharacterized. NCBI's taxonomy places the organism in Eukaryota, Metazoa, Chordata, Chondrichthyes, Orectolobiformes, Hemiscylliidae. Gene Ontology annotation, biological process: regulation of gene expression. The record is from RefSeq and is a predicted model, not a curated record. Gene Ontology annotation, cellular component: nucleus.